AUGGAGCAGCCUGCGUGGAUCACAUGUGCUUCAUUCUCACACGAUCAAAAACAUAUCGUCACAUGCUCUGAUGAUUUGUUGGUUCGUAUUUGGAAUUCUGAAACAAACACGAUCAUUGGUACCAUGUCAGGCCAUAUUUCAGAAAUACGUAUUGUAUGCUUUUCACCGGAUGAUAAGUAUAUAGCAUCAGCUGCAUUAGAUCAGACCAUUCGUAUAUGGGAUGUAGAGCAGCAAAAACAGAUUCAUGUGUUCCACACAGCGUCUGGUGUCUGGGCAUUGGCAUGGAAUCCAAUAGACACAACGUUGCUGACAGCCGGUGAUGCUGUGGGAUACGUUUAUUUCCUGAAAAUUCGCGACAUCAAAUAA
This is a messenger RNA of Saccoglossus kowalevskii, 366 nucleotides long. RefSeq names its product NACHT domain- and WD repeat-containing protein 1-like. The record is from RefSeq and is a predicted model, not a curated record. NCBI's taxonomy places the organism in Eukaryota, Metazoa, Hemichordata, Enteropneusta, Harrimaniidae. Gene Ontology annotation, molecular function: protein binding.